Moneuplotes crassus is the source of this 707-nucleotide messenger RNA. NCBI's taxonomy places the organism in Eukaryota, Ciliophora, Spirotrichea, Euplotida, Euplotidae. The record is from the annotation of a GenBank genome assembly.
UUUCCAUCAAAACCCUUAUGGCCAAUAGAGACAGAUACAUCUCUGAAGUCAGAGCAGAUUUGUCCUUGGCUAGGUCUCCUGUAGCUUCACCAAGAAUCCGGAGCACCAAGAUUAGGCUAUCAAGGAACCAGUUCAGUGCUGCAAGGACCAAGAGAAGAAUCAACAAGUUAUAUCCAAUUCAGCCUCUGGACUUAUUUAAAGUCAGCAAUAAUAUGAAGAAAAUGCUUCUCUCCAAGCAUGAACAGCCAGGAAUCAAGAAAAGUAUACACACCUAGAGUAAUCAGCGGGAGUCGGGGGUAAAGAACUAUGUCCAGACAUCCUCCAAAGUUAGGUACCAACUCAGGUGUUUCAGUCCAACCAAUUUGAACUCCAGAACUAUUCUACUCAGCAAAUUUGGUCAGUUCAUCAACAAGAAGAAAGAACCUAAGAGCGCAGUUCCCCAAGUAGAGAAAAUGAUCUUGAAGAAGUUACUCGCGAGAAGAAAUCCUAUCCAAAGAAGAGAUUUAUCAGCUGUAUUUUAGAAAUCAAAAUUAUGAUGGAGAGUAUUCAAAUCAGAGAUGGUUACAAUAAAAUGGGAUUCUUCGGAUUAAAGAGGAGAUUCUUUAAAGGCUCUAAGGCUAUCUUAUCUCUUGUUAAUUUGUUAAAACUCUAGCUCUGUGUCAUACUCAUAUAUCUUGGAUAUAUUUUCUCAUCUUCACCAUGUUUUG